This is a messenger RNA of Hyaloperonospora brassicae, 6075 nucleotides long. NCBI's taxonomy places the organism in Eukaryota, Oomycota, Peronosporomycetes, Peronosporales, Peronosporaceae. The record is from the annotation of a GenBank genome assembly.
AUGGACAGAAGGCCGUCCGGAACGGACCACGAGCCCCUGCAGCCCGCGCACGACGGCAAGCGGAAGAAGAAGAGUGUUUGCCAGCAGAGCUCUUGUACCAAGAAGAGCAGCAAAGCCGAUGCGCGACGCGCGCGACAGGACAGCAACUGUCGAAGCGGUCGUCGUAGCGCUGACGCAGCAGCUUCGAGCUCAGUGACUUCUGCCGCACUGGCGUUCAGUACGAACACGAACGAGCUCUCCUCGCGUCUUUACUGGAUCUUGGACGAAGCCAAUGUGCCGGCACUUGCUGUGGACGCGACGGGCACUGUGACGUUCUGGAACCAGCGGCUGGUACAGCUCUCGGGAUUCUAUGCCGCUGACGUCGUUGGCCGCUUAGUUACGGAGCUCAUCAGCCCUUCACAUUGUGCUGAAGUGACGCGUAGACUGGAGGAAGCUCUUGCUGACGUGAACGUGACCGUGCGAAACGUAGAGCUGGAGCUGGGAAGCGUGAAGCUUUUGGUAAACUUGACGGCCGACGUGGACGAGACUGAAGUGGCUCGUGUUGUGGCUAUUGGUCAAGACAUUACGAUAAAGACGAAGCAAGAGCGACGGGACGCUCAAGUCGCUCCGCAAGUGGGUACGUCGAUUUUCGAGGUCGAUCGGGACGGACGGAUUGUUCGAUGGCAUAAGAAGGCAGAAAUGUUUACGGGUUACAGGAUGGACCAAGUUGUGGGUGCCCCGUUCAUUGACUUGGUACAUGGAGACGAUGGUGAGGCCGUGAGCGAAGUUCUGGCCCGUGCUGCAUCAACCAACACGUCGGUAUCAGAGCUGAUGUUGUCGCUGAAAACGGCCAAGGGCGCGUACGUUAAGUUGUCGCUGAGUCUCGCGCCGCAUAUCAGUUGGGGUGAUGGAGGUGCUGGAGUUGUUGACCGCAUGGUUGCGUCUUGUAAGAACGAGUCGAUGUGCAGCGCGAGUGAUAGGGCGUACAGCAAGCUUGUGGAUUUGGCUAAUGUACCGAUUUUUGGCAUUGAUACAAAAGGAUGCGUCGUGAUAUUUAACAAGAAAGCUGCACAAGUUAGCGAGUACUUACCGGGCGAGGUCGCAGGUGUUGAUCUGGUGCUGUGUUUGGUCCACGAAGACCAUCGUGAGGAGGCGACAGUAGUUUUUGAAAAGGCGCUACGCGGUAUCGAGACUGCAGACUUUGAGCUCGCUAUGAUCACGAAACACGGCCAAACGGUAAAGAUGUUGUUGAGUGUUAUGCCACGCUACGACCUUGCUGGAGAAGUUAUUGGUGUGAUUGGCACAGGUCAGGAGGUCACAGAGCGAGUCGUGCAGGAGCACGAGUACACUCGCCUCAUUGAUAAAGCAAAUGCUCCUAUCGUAGGUGUGGACAAAAACCUUCGUGUGACGAUUUGGAACAAGAAGGCAGCAACCAUCACUGAUUAUUCGUAUGUGCAGGCGAUGGGCAAGGACCUUCUCGGGUUCAUUGCGGAGCAUGCGCGUGACACAGUAGCAGACGUGCUAUCGAAGGCUAUGGAGGGCAUUGAGACUGCGAAUUUCGAGUUUCCGCUAGUGACAAAGAGCGGGCGUCAGCUAGACAUUUUGCUGAACACUACGCCGCGCUUUGAUCAGAGCGGCGAAAUCACAGGCGUUGUAGGUAUCGGACAGGACUUCACUGAUCAGCGUGCCCAGGAAGAAGAGUACAUUCGAUUGAUUGAUACGGCCAACGCGCCGAUAUUCGGCAUCGACAUGGAUGGUCGCGUCGACAUUUGGAACCGAAAAGCUGUGGCCAUCACGGAGUACACGGUGCUGGAAGCCCGAGGAACACGUCUUGUUGAAAGCUUCAUCCCACUUGACCACCGCGCUGGAGUGGCAGCCGUGAUGUCGAAGGCCAUGGACGGGGAAGGCACCGCUAACUUUGAGUUCCCGCUGAUCACGAAAACCGGUCGACGCGUAGAUAUUUUGCUGAACGCUACGCCACGUUACAACCAGCACGGCGAUAUCGUGGGUGUUGUAGGAAUCGGCCAGGAUAUCACAGAGCGUAUCGUGCAAGAGCAGGAGUACAGUCGCUUGAUCGACACAGCCAACGCACCCAUUUUCGGUGUCGAUAUGACAGGCCUUGUCAAUAUUUGGAACAACAAAUCUGCAGAGAUUACGCAGUUUACUGCUGAUGAGGUCAUUGGAAAGGAUCUGGUGCAAGAAUUUAUAUCGGAAGGCUAUCGCUCUGCCGUAGGUCUAGUGCUGUCGCAAGCGCUAAACGGUGUGCAGACAGCCAACUUCAACUUUCCCCUGAUUACCAAGUCCGGGCGCCGCGUGGAAAUAUUGCUGAAUGCUACUCCACGGUACAAUGAGUUGGGUGAAAUCGUUGGUGUCGUAAGCAUUGGCCAGGACAUUACGGAGAGAAUCGCGCAGGAGCAUGAAUAUAGCCGUCUGAUUGAUACAGCUAACGCGCCUAUAUUCGGAGUGGACAGUGAAGGUCGUGUUAACAUCUGGAACAAGAAGGCUGCUGAGAUAAUGCAGUAUUCUACUGACGAGGUUCUUGGCGAGAAUCUUGUGGACAAGUUCAUUACCGAAGACUACCGUGACGCUGUUGGUGCAGUUUUGUCAAAAGCUCUUGGUGGCUUCGAAACCGCAAACUUUGAGUUUCCACUUGUGACAAAAGCGAAUCGCCGAGUCGAGAUUUUACUUAAUGCCACACCUCGGUUCAACGAACAUGGGAUAGUUAUAGGCAUGGUAGGCAUUGGUCAGGACAUUACGGAUCGGAUCGCACAGGAGCAGGAAUACGCGCGAUUGAUCGAGAAAGCGAAUGCGCCGAUUUUCGGCGUCGACGCGCAAGGCCUGAUCAACAUCUGGAACCAUAAGACGGCUGAGAUGACACGUUUUUCGAAGGAGGAAGCGAUCGGCAAAGACUUGAUAAGCUGGGCUAUUCCGGAAGAGUACCGCGAUGCCACGGAAACGAUCUUGUGGAAAGCUCUAGAGGGUGAUGAAACGUCGAAUUUUGAUGUCGAGCUGAAGAAAAAGGAUGGCCGCACCGUGAAUAUCCGAAUGAAUGCGACCGCAAGAUUUGACCAGCACGGUGAAAUUGUGGGUGUGGUAGGAAUUGGCCAGGACUUGACUGAUCGCAUUGUGCAGGAGCAAGAGUAUACACGUCUGAUUGACACAGCCAACGCGCCGAUCUUUGGCGUCGAUGCAAACCUUUGCGUGAACAUCUGGAACAAGAAGGCUGCUCAGAUCACGAAAUACUCUACAGCAGAAGUGAUUGGUGAGAAUUUAGUGGAGACUUUCAUCUCGCCAGAGUAUCGGCCAAUCGUGGCGGACGUGUUCAGCAAAGCUCUAAACGGCAUCCAGACAGCAAACUUCGAGUUUCCACUAAUCACUCGACCGGGCACACGAAUCGAGAUUCUUUUGAACGCGACCCCGCGAAAUGAUAUGCAUGGCAACAUCGUCGGCGUGGUUGGCAUUGGCCAAGACAUCACCGACCGUAUUGCGCAAGAACACGAAUACUUUCGACUGAUCGAUACGGCAAAUGCUCCGAUUUUCGGCGUGGACACGUUCGGGUGCAUCAACGAGUGGAACCAGAAGAUCGAGGAGAUUACGGGAUUCCACAAGUCGACCGUCCUAGGGCUAUCGCUGGUGGAUGCAUUUAUCAAUGCUGAAAACCGUUCCGAAGUGCGCAAGCUACUGAAUCAGGCGUUGAUUGGCAUCGAUGUCGAGGAGAUGGAACUGCCUAUGACGACUGUUGCUGGACGGUCAUUGUUGUUGCUCGUCAAUGCAUCGAGUAAGAAGGAUAUGCACGGCAACAUUCGCGGUGUAAUUGGAGUGGGUCAAGAUUACACCGCAAAGAAGCAUAUGGAAGCGGCUAAAGUCAAUUUUCUGGCUUCUUUCAGUCACGAGCUGAGAACGCCUCUGAACGGUGUGCUGGGUAUGCUCGAACUGUUGCGCGACCAAAAGCUGGACAAGACGUCUGAGCGUUACGUGCACAUUGCGUACAUUUCUGGGUCGCUGCUGCUGAACCUGAUCAACGACAUUCUCGACUUGUCGAAAAUCGAAGCGGGGCAUAUGGAAAUAUCAGCAGACCCGUUCGAGAUGGAGGACUUGCUCGAGUACUCGAUGGCAAUAUUUAAGUUCAAGGCUCGUGAGAAACACAUCAAGCUUACGCUGGAAUGCUCUCCUAAGGUCCCGAAGCGAGCAAUCGGUGAUGUGAGUCGACUCCGGCAGGUGGUGUUGAACCUGCUUUCGAAUGCCAUUAAAUUUACGAACGAAGGAUCGAUCACGGUUCGUUGCAAUAUGGUCCCAUCACCGGACCUUCCGAAGGAUUGCGUGAAGUUGUUGUUCCAGGUCAUUGACACUGGCGUCGGCAUGGAUGAAGAGGAAAAGUCACGAUUGUUUUCACUCUUCACAAAGCUUGAGCGCACACGCAAGAACAACCCCACGGGUUCUGGCUUGGGCCUCGCGAUUUGCAAACAGCUCGUGGAGCUCAUGGACGGCGACAUUGACGUUGAGAGUGAGCUCGGCGUGGGCUCAGAUUUCUUUUUCACGGUUGUCGUGCGCCGACUUGAUGAAGACGAUCUUGUUCAGAAGCUGCCAGCUGCCCUGGCCGCCGAUACGGCCGCUGCACUGUCUACUGGAAGGCAUAACGCGUCUACGUUGGAGCUGGUGCCUAAGCAUGCUCGCAUUUUGGUGGUGGAGGACAAUGAGUUUAAUUGGGAAGUUGUCAAGAGUUUUUUUAUGGAAGACAACCAUUUGCUUCAGUGGGAAACAAAUGGCUUGGAUGCUUAUCAGAUGUACCAGGACCAUCACGAUUCGUACGACAUUGUGCUGAUGGAUUGUGAAAUGCCCAUCAUGAAUGGGUACGACUCCACUCGCAACAUUCGUAUCUUUGAGCAGCAACAUGACCUUCCCCACAUCCCUAUCAUUGGCGUCACAGCAUACGCUAUGAGUGGCGAUCGCAAGAAGUGCCUUGACGCAGGAAUGGAUGAAUUCAUCGUCAAACCUGUUUCAAAAACCGAGUUACGAAAGGCUAUUCGUAAAUGGAUGCGUGUUCGCUACCUAGACCAACAUUGCACUCGAUCACGCGUUGAGUCUCUGGAAACGACUAGCACCGACGCAUUAUGCAGCCUAGGUGCCGUCAACUUGGUGGCAGCAUCUAGACACGAAGAAAAGCUCGACCUGGAUCGGGCCAUCUCAGACCUAGAACUGGAAGACCCAAUGAUGAUCGGCCAGCCUGGUGGAAUCCAGACAGUUGCAGGGUCUGAGGCGUUGCUAAUGUCGCUCACCACCAUUAGCGAGAGCAAGAGCAACCAAUCAGCGAGCUCGGGAACUCUUGGAUACACGAUCGGGCCACUGGAUAGUCUAACAACGACUGUCGUGCUGCCAAACCUGACGGAACAACCGAUCAAGCCACUAGUGACACGUCCUGGCAAUCUCAUGAAUGCUUCGAGCAUUGUCGGUAUGAACAUGUUUGCUGCGGCGAAAGCGGCCGGAAUCUAUCCUAUGGACGCGACGGAAGCUGUGCCUCAGUCUUCGUCAUCAGACGGCAGUGGUGACCAGCAAGAUGCUGCCGAAAGCGUUACUAGCUCGACAGAUGCUGUGAGCAAGGUUGCACGGGCGUACUCAACGACAAUGGCCCCGGAAGAUGUCGUGAUACCAGCUGGUGAUCCAAUCGAUUAUUCGCUGGGUGUAGAGCAAUGCGGUGCCAGCGAAAGCCUGUUUGUGAGUCUUCUCGAGAAGUACGCAGGGCUGAGUGAAGAAUUCAUGAAACGCAUCGAAGAUGCCUAUUCCACGGGCGACUUUGUAGUGCUGCGACGCGAAAGUCACUCACUCAAGGGAUCGUCAGCAUACGUCGCCGCAGUCCGUGUAUCGAAGGCAGCAUUCCGUGUACAAUUAGCUGCUGGGCACGUCAUGGAGGAGACUGCUACGGAGAGGGGUCAUGCCUCGCUUGUGGACGCGCUUCAACUUCUAAAGAGUGAACAUCGCGCAUUGCGUGGCUAUCUGCGACGGAACUUUUCCUUUCGCGCGAGUGCUGGUGGUGGAAGUCAGGAAUCCAAGAAGAAUGGCACUGUAGCAGGUGGCGACAACGCCUGUGCAGUUAUGUGA